CUGCUGCUGCUGCUGCUCUUGUGCCCCGCGCACGUCGGGGGACUGUGGUGGGCUGUGGGUAGCCCCCUGGUCAUGGAUCCUACCAGCAUCUGCAGGAAGGCCAGGCGGCUGGCAGGACGGCAGGCUGAGCUGUGCCAGUCAGAGCCGGAAGUGGUGGCAGAGCUCGCCCGGGGCGCAAGGCUGGGGGUCCGAGAAUGUCAGUUCCAGUUCCGUUUCCGCCGCUGGAACUGCUCCAGUCACAGCAAGGCCUUUGGGCGCGUCUUGCAGCAGGACAUCCGAGAGACAGCCUUCGUGUUUGCGAUUACUGCAGCCGGCGCCAGCCACGCGGUCACGCAGGCCUGUUCCAUGGGAGAACUCCUGCAGUGCGGAUGCCAGGCACCCCGCGGGCGAGCACCGCCUAGGCCCUCUGGCCUUCUGGGCACUCCUGGACCUCCAGGGCCAACAGGUUCCCCAGAUGCCAGCGCCGCCUGGGAGUGGGGAGGCUGCGGAGACGAUGUGGACUUCGGGGAUGAGAAGUCAAGGCUCUUUAUGGAUGCCCAGCACAAGCGGGGACGUGGAGACAUCCGGGCACUGGUGCAGCUGCACAACAAUGAGGCGGGCAGGCUGGCGGUGCGGAGCCACACGCGCACCGAAUGUAAGUGCCACGGCCUUUCGGGUUCGUGCGCGCUGCGCACCUGCUGGCAGAAGCUGCCUCCGUUCCGCGAGGUGGGCGCACGGCUGCUGGAACGCUUCCACGGCGCCUCGCGCGUCAUGGGCACCAACGACGGCAAAGCCCUGCUGCCUGCAGUCCGCACGCUCAAGCCUCCCGGCCGAGCCGACCUCCUCUACGCCGCCGACUCGCCCGACUUCUGCGCCCCCAACCGGCGCACCGGCUCGCCCGGCACGCGCGGCCGCGCCUGCAACAGCAGUGCCCCGGACCUCAGCGGCUGCGACCUGUUGUGCUGCGGUCGCGGACACCGCCAGGAGAGCGUACAGCUCGAGGAGAACUGCCUGUGCCGCUUCCACUGGUGCUGCGUGGUGCAGUGCCACCGCUGCCGCGUGCGCAAGGAGCUCAGCCUGUGCCUCUGACUCGCCGCCUGCCUCGGAACGGCGCGCCAGCCGCCUCUUGGCAAUCUGCAGGACCACUGGAUUCCAGCAGGGGGCGCUGUCCGGGUCCAGCUGCUCCCUAGGAAAAUUACAUGUCUAGGCCUUGGGAAACUACAGGGGCUGGGAGCUUGGGGUUUACACCUGCCCUCCCAGGUCUGAGGACCCUGCUCCUCCAGCAUCCCCCAGAAGGGCCCUCUGCGGGAGACUGUACAGGCUCUUCUCCCUCCCUUUGGCCUCCCAGAUGGAAAUAAAAAAGCCAGACUCUGGCCUCUGGAGAGGAUGCUCCUCAGAUUUACUGGAGUGGAUUACAAUAAAGACAUUUAAAUC
Molecule: messenger RNA, 1413 nt
Organism: Peromyscus maniculatus bairdii (prairie deer mouse)
Lineage: Eukaryota; Metazoa; Chordata; Mammalia; Rodentia; Cricetidae
Gene: Wnt6
Product: Wnt family member 6
Biological process (GO): cell fate commitment; neuron differentiation; canonical Wnt signaling pathway
Cellular component (GO): extracellular region
Molecular function (GO): frizzled binding; cytokine activity
Source: RefSeq, a predicted model, not a curated record